AUGGACUCCCGGCCAGGAGCCCGCACCGUCUUCGCCGGGGCCCUGAUCAUCGUUCUCGCGAUGGCGUCCAUCGUAUACGUGCAGCUGGACCUGACGCAAAUUGACCUCUCCGCCUGUGACUUGACGCUGCCGAGGGAGGAAUCGUGGUCGGUGAUGAAGUUGGUGAAUAGGGUUUUGGGGGCUUUUGUUGAGGUCAAUAGUUAUAUGCAGUGCGAGUCUAGUGUCCCAUCGUCGCCACCGCCGUCGUCUUUCCCAGGCUUCUUUGAUGACUCUCUGGAUGGGGUGUGGUCCGAAGCAUAG
Molecule: messenger RNA, 300 nt
Organism: Aspergillus campestris IBT 28561
Lineage: Eukaryota; Fungi; Ascomycota; Eurotiomycetes; Eurotiales; Aspergillaceae
Exons: 2
Coding region: 1-300 (99 amino acids)
Source: RefSeq, a predicted model, not a curated record